This is a messenger RNA of Phoenix dactylifera (date palm), 2056 nucleotides long. RefSeq lists its product as uncharacterized. The record is from RefSeq and is a predicted model, not a curated record. Lineage: Eukaryota; Viridiplantae; Streptophyta; Magnoliopsida; Arecales; Arecaceae.
AACGUGCAUGUGUACCAUUACAUGAUGAGAAUAGGGUUGUUCAAUUUGGCUAGGCUCUUUAGGCAGCAGACUGGGCUCUCUAUCGAGGAUCUCGAAAGCCAACCGCAUAGGAAUGUUCUAUUCAACUUGAUCCUGGUUAUCGAAGAUAUACUUCCCUUCAUUCAGGCCCAAGGAGAUCCCAGAAAGUGCUAUCUGAGGCUGCUUCCAUUGAUUAACGGGAUAAGGAAUGCGACCAUGCAAGGCACUCCAAAACAAGGACCGAAUUUAUAUGGCUAUCGGCAGCCUCAUUUGCUUCAGACUGGAUUUGUGCAAUCUCUACCUCGUUCAAUGCAGAAUACAUCUAUCGGGCCGGCUGCGACGCCAAACCAAUCAUCAGUUCAUCAUCCGAGGCCGUUUCGUCCGCUGAUGUCAAACCAACAUUUGGCUUGUCAUCCACAGCCCCAGCAACCAGAAACUGCUGUGGAACAAGAUUUGCUAUCAAGAGUCGGAAAAAAGAUUCAGCUGGAUCUUAAUGAAUGGUCUGCUCCUGUAGAUGCAGUUGAUGGCAAACCAUCACUGCAACCAUGUGUUGGUGACUCAACAGCUAGAAAUGGCUGUUCUUAUAUGGAUGGUGUUGGAUGGUUCAAACAGCCGGAUAUGCUGCAAGACGAGCAGAAUGAUCGAAAGAGGAAGCAGCCAGAACAAUCUGAGUUUGGUAAUGUUCGUUCGGGUGACAGUAUAACCUGGCUAGGUAAAAGCUGUGGGAUUUCCUCUAACAGCACUUCCAUGAGCAGCAUGCAGCAAUUCUCAAUUGGAAAUUCUGGACAAAAACUCCUCAGGGGGCUACCACCACAACCGUCCUCUAAAUGGAACACUACAUCAUACCAAUUACGUGCCAUCCAGGAGAAGUCUAUCAGAGGGAUUUUACAGAGUAUAAGUGAUAUUGGUGGCUCUCAAAAGCAUGAGUUAUCUGAGAAGGCUGCUGUCAUGCAAGUACAGUCUGCAUGCCAAAACGUGACUCCAGCCAAGGAGAAUAUCUAUCAUUACUCCAAUUCUUUGCCAUUAACACCUGAUCCUGGAUCCCAUCCUGCAGCUUUUGUGCAGGGUGAAUCAUCUAAAAGACAGGAGGGUAAUGAUGCUGAUGUCGGGCCAUCUUUCUUUUCUUGAAGAUUACAAAGACCAGUGGGCUGGAAAAAAGAGAGGUUUAGGAGGUGUCUCUCCCCUGUCGAAACCUAGAAGUUCAAAAAAUCUUAUAUCCUGCAUGCGAAACUCAGUUUACUUUAUUGGCUAGAUAUUUGACAAUUUGGUAUACCUGUUCAUACUUUUACUAAUUAAUUCUGAACAUACUGGAGUGCAAGUGGUUAUGAUUUAUGCUACUUAGAAUUGGUAUCAAACCCAAAGUUAUCAGCAAAUGCAAGGUAGUAGGGGGCGCAAGGAAAUAAUGGAAGUACAUUAUUUCAUGGAUUUCUGAGAAGAUGAAAACAAUGAGGGAGCAUGUUGAUCCAUAUAUUAUAACUUCGAUAAGUUAGCUUGAAGAGAACAAUAUUGGUGCAACCGAGAACUUGCGGCCUGAGACAACAACAAAAAAAAAGGCCUCCUCAAUAUGAUUGAGUGCAAGCUGAGCUUUUGUUGAACAAAGUAUGGAAGAUAGAACAGUCUCAAAUGGAAUUCUUACAAAGAGAUUGGAGAAAGCUGUUCACUUUGGAUGGAUAUGGGGUAUCCAUAUCAAGUGUACUGCAACAAUGCUUAUGCAUGAAAAUCAGCUAAGAAUUUGAUAUACAAAGCUGUUCACUUUAAAUGGAAUUGCGGCCUGGAACAACCCAGCGCCUGUUCUGGAGCCGAACUGGAGUUGGAGGAGAUCGAGUCCUCCUUCUCGGUCUCAUUGGAGGCUGGGAAACACUAUCUUCCAUUGUUAUUUAACACCCUUCCUUCCCUCGAAGCAGUCAGCUCGAGCCUCUCUCUCUCUCUCUCUCUCUCGAUUUUUCCCCAUGCCCUGCCUCUGUUUUCGCCGAGGGACGUAGCUGGGCCCUUGCCGGAGGCAAACUAAUACCAACUCCGCCCCACCUGUUUUCUCUCU